Messenger RNA from Neopelma chrysocephalum (saffron-crested tyrant-manakin), 1265 nucleotides. It is a transcript of the gene CUNH17orf67, whose product is annotated as chromosome unknown C17orf67 homolog. The transcript is spliced from 5 exons. The record is from RefSeq and is a predicted model, not a curated record. The coding region runs from base 388 to 660 and encodes 90 amino acids. NCBI's taxonomy places the organism in Eukaryota, Metazoa, Chordata, Aves, Passeriformes, Pipridae.
CACUCACAUUUUUAGCUUUUAGAUUUUUAUGUCAAACAUGGCACUGCCCAGGAGAGCUCCAGACAUUUCUCAAGGCUGAAACUACCUGUUUGCAGUGACAUUUGUUAACCUUCAUCCUUACUUCACACUGUGUUUACUAGUAAGGACAUUUAUAAUCCUAUUUUCUACUAGCUUGUCCUGCAAAGAGAGGAAUUAUGAACAGAGUUAUGCUGAGAAUGUGUGUGCAGAUAAUAGACUAAUUCAAACCUUCAGCUGUUUUCAAAAUCAUACUAUCGCCCAAAUUAAAGCAUAAACAAACAUUUGUGACUGACGUAGCUGCUUCAAAUAGGAGGAUGCCUUGGUCAGUGUUACUCAUUUUGGAACAGACCGAGAGAAAGCAGAAUCAAAAUGAAGAAGUUUCUUGUGUUUGUCUCCUUUUUGGUCCUGAUGACCACUGUUACAGACACUUCACCAAUUUUGUCUGAAAAAGAGGCCAAACAGCUUCUGAGAACUCGUCGUGAAAGCAGACCGAGAAAACCUGGUUUCCCUGACGAGCCAAUGAGGGAGUAUAUGCUUUAUCUCCAGCGCUUGGAGCAGAGAUCAGAAGAACAAUUCCUUGAACACUGGCUGAAUCCACAUUGUCUCCCCCACUGCAACAGGGAUCUAGUGCAUCCAAUCUAAUGCUUUUGCCCACCCUGCAACUGAUCUCCAUGGGCACAUGGAUUUAUACUAUGAUUGUGUUAAGAAGGACAAGAUUAUUCCUGCAUUGGCUACGUGCUCCUUGUAGAGCUGAACCUCUUUGCAAUACAGUGCAAUCCUAGUGAUACAGCAAAACUUCCAGCUACAAGUGGUUACAUAUGUUACAGACCACCAUAUAUUUUCUACCAGUAAUGAUUGCAUACGUGAAUAAAUGAAUCAAGGGUUUCCCCCAGUUUCUGAGUUAUAGGCAAGAAUAAAUCCCUGAUUAGUCCUUUAAAGGGCACAGCUUUAGACUAUCUGAAGCAAGAGGAACUUAGAGGGAGAGGUCCGUAGAAAAUGGGAGAAUAUCAACAUGAAGAGGCAGCCAGCUUUCUGGGCUUUGGAGGAAUCCUUAAUUACAGUUUUCUAGGUAAAAUAACAAUAUUGCAUGAAGACAUAACAUUUACACAACACUGUGUUUAGUUGCCUGAUGAGUAUUUCAUGUAUUGUUUCAUAAUAAAAGCUUGGCUCAAUUCCAUUUUCAGAUGAUUUUGCUACCUUAGUCUUCCAUACUACUUGCUGACAAAAAUCACUGGAAGUGAGGCUCA